Dracunculus medinensis (Guinea worm) is the source of this 300-nucleotide messenger RNA. The record is from the annotation of a GenBank genome assembly. NCBI's taxonomy places the organism in Eukaryota, Metazoa, Nematoda, Chromadorea, Rhabditida, Dracunculidae.
AUGCGUAUGAUUAUUGCAAUCCUAUUAUCUUUGGUCGUAAUACAAGCAGCUGUGACAAAGGUAGAUUUCGAUAAAUGCAAAUUUUGCGUUGACGUGGUGACAGAUGUUAAAGAAUAUCUCGUUAAAGAAGGAAAUUCAACAGAAAAAUUUCUGGAAGACCAUUGUAUAGCGGCCGCAAAUAACCAUGAUUGGAAGAAAUUGGUUUGUGAAACAUUACUUACUGCGGUUGAAGAAUUGCUACGUUUAAUUAAAAUUCAAAUGAAUCCGAGUGAAAUUUGUCUAAAAUUGAAAGCUUGUUAA